Culex quinquefasciatus (southern house mosquito) is the source of this 1971-nucleotide messenger RNA. RefSeq names its product dynein intermediate chain 3, ciliary. Bases 56 to 1828 code for a protein of 590 amino acids. Gene Ontology annotation, biological process: outer dynein arm assembly; cilium movement. The transcript is spliced from 5 exons. Gene Ontology annotation, cellular component: outer dynein arm. The record is from RefSeq and is a predicted model, not a curated record. Gene Ontology annotation, molecular function: dynein light chain binding; dynein heavy chain binding. NCBI's taxonomy places the organism in Eukaryota, Metazoa, Arthropoda, Insecta, Diptera, Culicidae.
AAAAAUUUCUUCAAAUCCGGGAAAAAUCGAUCGCGGACGGACGGAAUUUCACGCGAUGGACAUCGAGUACGCGUACCAGAAGGAACGGCGCGAGUUUGGUCGACAGUGUCUGUUUUCGGACAAGAACAAGGUCGAGUUUACGGAGGCCGCGAACCAUGAGUUUUUCAAGGAGUACAUCCUGCGGGAUCCGGUCCAUUUGGGGACGCAGUACAGCAGGCAGAUGUCCUUGAGUGCCGUCAACACGGAGAGUGCGGAGUUUGAAAAUCGAGGGAUAUUGCACUCGGAGGGAGGAUGGCCAAAGGACGUGAACUAUCUGGAUCCGGAGCAGACGGUGCGGUAUCGGCGGAAGAUCGAGAAGGACGAGAACUAUGUGACGCAGUUGACGGGGUUGACGAAGCCGAUGGAGCACUGUAUCUAUCAGAACAAUGCGGUUAACAUCUAUGAGAAUUACUUUGAGGGGUUGGACCCUGCUCCAUUGAUGGAGAAGAGUAGCUCUAGGACGUUGAACGUGUACCGCGAUCCGGCGAUCUACAAGCAACCUGUAACACAUUUGUCCUGGUCACCAGAUGGAGGAUCGAAGAUCGCCGUCUCGCAUUGCAAUAUGAACUUCCGGGAGGCCUCGGGCAAAGCUGUUUGUUCUUACAUUUGGGAAACGGAGAAUCCAAACGCUCCUCUUUUGAGAUUCACUCCACACAGCUCGAUGAUCUGCUUGGAGUACAAUCAGAAGGAUCCGACUACGCUGGUCAGCGGUAUGUACAACGGUCAGGUAGCCGCUUGGGACACUCGUAACGAGAAGGCGCCGGUAAUGAUCAGUGAGCGUGAACAUUCCCAUCGAUCUCCGGUCAACUCGACGCUCUGGAUCAACUCCAAGAGCGGCACGGAGUUCUUCUCGGGGUCUUCCGACAGCCAGGUCAUGUGGUGGGACACCCGUAAGCUGUCCCAGCCGAUCGAUACGCUACUGAUGGAUCCGAUCAAGUCGGACGAGCAGGAUCUAUCUCGGUCGUACGGCGUCAGCUGUCUAGAGUAUGAAACGUCGAUUCCUACGAGAUUCAUGUGCGGAACUGAGCAAGGCAUGCUGUUCUCGUGCAACCGUAAGGGCAAGUCUCCGCAGGAGAAGAUUGUCUUCAGGCUGCAAUGCCACACCGGUCCGAUCUACUCGCUGACGCGCAAUCCGGCCUUCGUGAAGAACUUUCUCACCAUCGGCGACUGGAUCGCGCGCAUCUGGUCCGAGGACUGCCGCGAGAGUUCCAUCAUCUGGACGAAGCACCACUCGGUCAUGCUGACCGAUGGCGUUUGGAACCCGACGCGCUACUCCAUCUUCUACGUGAGUCGCGUCGACGGCGUACUGGACGCGUGGGACCUGCUUCAGCAGCAGAGUGAACCCAUCCUGAGCAUCAAGGUGUGCGAUGAGAGCCUCAAGUGCUUGCGUGCACACGAGGCCGGAUAUUUGGUGGGGGCGGGAAGCACCAAGGGGGCGACCUUCCUGCUGGAGAUGUCCGACAACAUGACGUCCAUCAAGAACGAUAAGCCGCUGCUGACGGCGAUGCUGGAACGUGAGAACCGUCGCGAAAAGAUCCUGGAGGCGAAAUCGCGUGAAAUGAAGCUUAAAGUUCGCACGUUGCACCGCCAGGAGGACACCAUCGACGAGAGGCCGAAGCUGUUCCAGUGCAAGUCGGCUUGUGACGCGGCUGAGCAGGAGUAUCUGCAAACGCUGGAAAAGGAGCGAAAGGCUCGUGCACCGGAAGAGUACGAUCAGGAAUAUGACCCCAGGAAAAUCGCGAAGCAAAUGGAGAUGGAGGCUGCUUCAGAUGAGGAAAUGAAUGAAUAAAAUGAAACUAUAGAAGCACCAGUAAGCUAGUUUGACUCCUGACAAUGUUACUUCUUAUAAUAAAAUUAGUGAACCAUGAUUCAAAUGACCAAUCACAGAUUCUGUAAUGUAAUGUAUAUUAUUAAAUUAACAUGUAUUUACAA